AUGCUUGCGAAGCUUGGACUGCAGCGCUGCGUCUCGCUCUCUUCCAGCCGUUCUGCGACUGCCGGACGUGCUGCCCGACUCUAUGCCACGGCCAGCAGCUCGGGACCCGUCAGCUUUGGUUUAAACGAGGAACAGGAAGCUAUCCGGGAGCUUGCUCAGUCCUUCUCACGCGACAAGAUUGUUCCUGUUGCAGCCGAAUAUGACCGCACCAUGGCUUACCCCUGGCCUCUUAUUAAGGAGGCCCACUCCCUUGGCCUCCUCAACACUCACAUCCCCGAGGCCUACGGUGGCCCCGAGCUGGGCCUUCUUGAGUGCGCGAUGAUCUCCGAAUCGCUCGCCUUUGGAUGUUCUGGAAUUCAGACUGCUAUGGAGGCCAACGGCCUGGCGGAGGCGCCGCUUAUUGUCGCCGCGUCCCACGAGAUCAAGACGAAAUACCUCGGCCGUAUGACCGAGGAGCCGCUCGUGGCAUCCUACGCUGUCACCGAGCCCGGUGCAGGUUCGGACGUUGCUGGUGUCAAGACCAAGGCUGUCAAGACCGGCGACAAAUGGGUCAUUAACGGUACCAAGAUGUGGAUUACCAACUCAGGUCAUGCCAACUGGUUUUUCGUUCUCGCUGUCACCGACCCUGCGGCGGGUGUCAAGGGCAUGACCGGAUUUGUGGUGGAUGCCGAUACCGCCGGCAUUGUCCUUGGCAAGAAGGAGAUCAACAUGGGCAAGCUUUGA
Apiotrichum porosum is the source of this 723-nucleotide messenger RNA. RefSeq lists its product as uncharacterized. Gene Ontology annotation, cellular component: mitochondrion. The coding region runs from base 1 to 723 and encodes 240 amino acids. Gene Ontology annotation, biological process: fatty acid beta-oxidation; medium-chain fatty acid catabolic process. NCBI's taxonomy places the organism in Eukaryota, Fungi, Basidiomycota, Tremellomycetes, Trichosporonales, Trichosporonaceae. The transcript is spliced from 10 exons. The record is from RefSeq and is a predicted model, not a curated record. Gene Ontology annotation, molecular function: medium-chain fatty acyl-CoA dehydrogenase activity; flavin adenine dinucleotide binding.